Messenger RNA from Clarias gariepinus (North African catfish), 1514 nucleotides. RefSeq names its product gap junction beta-3 protein-like. The coding region runs from base 113 to 916 and encodes 267 amino acids. Gene Ontology annotation, biological process: cell communication. Lineage: Eukaryota; Metazoa; Chordata; Actinopteri; Siluriformes; Clariidae. The record is from RefSeq and is a predicted model, not a curated record. The transcript has 2 exons. Gene Ontology annotation, cellular component: connexin complex.
GUUCGACCGGAUUCUUGUUCAUAAAAACUUUCAGUUUGCGCUCAAUAUUCAGCUGUAGUGCGUCCGGAGCCUGGUUUAUGAGAAGGUUUUAAGGAAUUGCAACAGAUCGGGGAUGAACUGGGCCGGACUGCAGCUCCUCCUCAGCGGGGCGAACCAGUACUCCACCGGUUUUGGUCGUGUUUGGCUCUCCAUGGUGUUUGUGUUCAGGGUGUUGGUGUUCUCUGUGGCCGCCCAGCGCGUUUGGGGUGACGACUCCAAAGACUUUGUGUGCAACACAAGGCAGCCUGGCUGCACCAACGUCUGCUACGACAGCAUCUUUCCCAUCUCCCAUGUCCGCCUCUGGGCUCUACAGCUCAUCUUCGUCACCUGCCCGUCCCUCCUGGUGGUUGCUCACGUCAAAUUAAGAGAAGAGAAAGACAAAAAAUAUGCGAAACUGCACGAGGGUGAACAUAUGUACGCUCGCCCGGGCAAAAAGCGAGGGGGCCUGUGGUGGACCUACAUGCUCAGCCUUUUCGCUAAAGCGGGAGUCGAUAGCACGUUUCUUUACAUCCUUUAUUCUAUCUACGAUGGCUUUGACAUGCCACGUCUCUCCAAGUGUUCUCUGGAGCCAUGUCCGAAUACAGUGGACUGUUUUAUCUCGCGGCCUACAGAAAAGAAAAUCUUCACGAUCUUUAUGGUGGUAACGGCUGCAUUUUGCAUCCUGAUGUGCGUAUGCGAAAUAUUCUAUCUGAUCGGAAAGAAAAUAUUUAAAAAAGUAAUGAAGCGAAAGCUUCUUGGAAGAGAGCCUGGCGGGAAUGAUGUGCCAGAUCACAGAAAUCCAAAAGAGAAUCGAAGAAUAGAUCCGACCCUCCCCAGUGUGGAAAACCUUAGCUUGCUUAAAGAAACAGAACCACCUGCUAAAAAAAGUGCCAUUUAGUUAGGGGGCACCGUUAUUAAUAAAAAAAAAUUUUUUAUUCUCACGGUGGUGUAGUGGUUAGCACUGUUGCCUUGCACCUCCAGGAUCUGGGUCCGAUUUCCGGCCAGACUCGAUUCCCGUCUCUGCGUGCAUGGAGUUUGCAUGUUCUCCCUGUGCUUGGUGGGUUUCCUCCGGGUACUCCGGUUUCCUCCUACAGUCCAAAGAUAUGUAGGUUAGGCUAAUUGGCGUUCCCAAAUAGCCCAUAGUGUGUGUAUGUGUGUGUGUGCCCUGUGAUGGAUUGGCACCCUGUCCAGGGUGUAUCCUGCCUCGUGCCCUAAGCCUCCUGAGAUAGGGUUCAGGUCCCCGCAACCCUGAAUACAGGAUAAAGCGGUAUAGAAGAUGAGUGAGUGAUUAAUCUCCUGACAUUAAUAAAUUACUAGAUUUGUAGUGGUGACAUUGAAGCUUGAAAAUAAGCAUUUUCACUAAUGAAACACUAAGUUUCUCCAACUAACAAGCAUGUUAAAAUUCAAAGUUACAGAACUUUCUUAUUUGGGAAGAAUGCUAGUCUGGUUAUUUAUAGUGUACAAGUGAAAUAUGCAUUUUUCUGUAGAUAUGCAUA